Nycticebus coucang (slow loris) is the source of this 1192-nucleotide messenger RNA. Its product is annotated as putative N-acetyltransferase 8B. The record is from RefSeq and is a predicted model, not a curated record. The coding region runs from base 401 to 1069 and encodes 222 amino acids. The transcript is spliced from 2 exons. NCBI's taxonomy places the organism in Eukaryota, Metazoa, Chordata, Mammalia, Primates, Lorisidae. Gene Ontology annotation, molecular function: N-acetyltransferase activity.
AAAGGGACCUGAACAUGGGGCUCCCUGCUGAGUCAUAGCCCAGCUCUUUGACCUUGUGGUUUAUGAUUAUCAAGUAUCCUGGAGGCAGCCAAUGAGGGGACUGAACAUCCAGGCUUGUCUCCAGAGGUGACAACAUUGCUUGCAUAAGACCUCUCCUGGAUGCCAGCAGAGGCUGAGGGCUGAGGCUGCGCUGGACACUCAAGGCUCUUGUGUGGCAGGUGAGGGGGUGCGGGUGGAAAAUCCCUGCUCUGAGUUGGACCUCCCUCAGGAUCUGGAUGCUGGGCCAUGCUUGGUGCUUGCUUCUUUUGCUACCUCAGCAACAUAAAGGGCUGCUGAGAAGGUGAGCAGGGACGCCUCACUCUCCGCUAGACCUUGAGAUUUCAGACACAGACGUCUCCCCAUGGCUCCUUAUUUCAUCCGCAUAUACCAGGAGAGUGACCGCAAGACGGUGGUGGACUUGCUUUCCCAGGGGAUCACUGAGCACAUCCCUGCCACUUUCCGCCACGUGCUGAAGCUGCCCCGGACUCUCGUGCUCUUCGUUGGGGGACCUCUCCUCCUACUCCAGGUCUCUGGCUCCUGGCUCCUGGCUCUCAUGUUUAGCUUUGCCCUCCUCCCUGUCCUGUGGUUUUUUGCCGGCCUUCCCUACAGGCAGUUUGUGCACAUGAGUUUGCAAACAGACAUGGCUGACAUCACCAAAUCCUACCUGAGGGAGCCUGGCUCCUGCUUCUGGGUGGCUGAGUCUGCAAAGAAGGUGGUGGGCACAGUGGGAGCUUUGCCCGUUGAUGAUCCCACCUUGCAAGAGAGGCGGUUGCAGCUGUUUCACCUGGUUGUGGCCUCUGAGCACCGUAAACAGGGCAUAGCAAAAGCCCUGAUCAGGACUGUCCUCCAGUUUGCCCGGGACCAGGGCUACAGUGCAGUUGUCCUGGACACCAGCAAGUUCCAGCAGUCUGCCAUGGCCCUCUACCAGUGCAUGGGCUUCAAGAAGGUGGGCCAGUCUUUCCCCAGAAUGAGUGCCAGGCUGGUGGAUUUUCAUGAAAUUCAUUUCAUCUGCCACCUGCCUUCUGCUUAGGCAGAUCUCUGUCUCUCUGUGUUAGGCAGGACAUGAUACUCCGUGCUGUAGUAAUAAGCAAACACUGACCCUUCAGUGCCAACACAAUAAAAGCUCAUUGGUCAUUCACAUCAGAGUCCCAUG